AUGCCGAGUGAUAAGCAAUUCCUGUUGUGGUCCCUCCCGCUGGCACUGGUGGCGUUUCUGGCGGGUCCUCUGGCUGUGCUGCACUCCUUCGACUUGAUAGCGCCAACUCCAGCAACGAAUAAUGCACCGCCAAUCGACACCAGCGACUUUGGAUUAGUCGCAAACAACAGUGCUGCUGCCAGUUUACCCGACACCAUUCCGCUCAUGUUCGAGGUGGCGAAAUACCCGGCAAUCGGUCGCCAAACGCUAGAAGUGCACCACCUCCGCUUGCUGAACUUGACGUCAUUUGCCGAGAUGGUGAGUCGAUCAGCAGACGAGAGGGCUCCAUCGACUGCGAUCGUCGGGUAUUUGUCAAUGACUGAGGUCUUGAGGCACAAGAAGAGAAACCCUGGAAGCUACCCCGUCGGCGAUCUGCUUCUCGUGACUGAUGUCCACUUCACUGGCUUCGACGAUGAAACUGGAGAGCGCGAGUCGUUGAUCCUUGAAACCCAGCGAGUUCGACGCUUCCGACUCAAGAACGUGCAGUACGACGAAUCCACUGAGCUGCUCUUUGGCCAAGUAGAGUGGAUCGGAGAGCAGUCAGCAUAG
Molecule: messenger RNA, 588 nt
Organism: Phytophthora sojae
Lineage: Eukaryota; Oomycota; Peronosporomycetes; Peronosporales; Peronosporaceae
Exons: 1
Coding region: 1-588 (195 amino acids)
Source: RefSeq, a predicted model, not a curated record